ACUGCUGGUCUCCAGAAACGGGUUCUAAACUCUCCUAAACUAACCAGCAGGAGUCACACGGCCGCUGUUUUUACCAUAGGUAACCGAAAAAAAAGCCGGAGAAAGUCAAAGCGGAAGUGAGGGACUAAGCGGAGCAGGAAAACUUUUUUUUUUGGGGGGGGGAACUUGGAGAGAGCUGCAUCACAUCGGAGCUACGUGAUGCAAAGUAAAAAACUCUUGUAGGCUACGCCGAGUUAAAUUUCCAAGGCAACUUUUGUCGUUGAGGCACAAUGGGACUCCCCACGCUGGAGUUCAGCGACUCUUUCCUGGACAGCCCGGACUUCAGAGAGCGGCUCAAAUGCCAUGAAAUAGAGCUGGAGCGGACCAAUAAAUUCAUCAAAGAUCUCAUCAAAGAUGGGAACAUGCUUAUCACUGCGCUCAAAAAUCUUUCUGCUGCCGUCCAGAAGUUCUCCCAGUCCCUGCAGGAGUUCCAGUUUGAGUGCAUCGGUGAUGCCGAGACAGAUGACGAGGUGAACAUCGCCCAGUCAUUCAAAGAGUUCUCCCAGCUGUUGACCACUGUAGAAGAAGAAAGAAGACGCUUGAUUCAGAAUGCAGAUGAUGUGUUGAUUACUCCCUUGGAGAGGUUUCGGAAGGAGCAAAUCGGUGCUGCCAAGGAGGGGAAGAAGAAAUUCGACAAGGAAACAGAGAAAUACUACUGCACGCUUGAGAGACACCUCAGCUUAUCAUCCAAAAAGAAGGAAGCCUAUCUGCAGGAGGCUGACACGCAGAUUGAUAAGGAGAGACAACUCUUCUAUGAUGCGUCCCUUGAGUAUGUCUUCAAAAUACAAGAAGUGCAAGAAAAGAAGAAAUUUGAGUUUGUUGAGCCGCUCCUGGCCUUCCUCCAGGGCUUGUUCACAUUCUACCAUGAAGGAUAUGAGCUGGCUCACGAGUUUGAGCCGUACAAACAGCAACUGCAGUUCAACCUACAGAACACACGAAACAACUUUAUGAGCACUAAGCAGGAAGUGGAGAAGCUGAUGAAGAGGAUAAGGUCUGCAGAUCAGGACUAUAAACCCCCGGGCCAGUGGACGAUGGAAGGCUUUCUGUACGUCCAGGAGAAACGUCCCCUGGGAUGCACUUGGACACGUCACUACUGCACAUACGAGAAAGGCAGCAAGACCUUCACCAUGAGCAACACUGAAACCAAAUCUGCCGGGAAACAGAAUGGUCUCGUUGUGAACCAGCCGGAGAUGUUCAAGCUCAAGUCCUGCAUUCGGAGAAAAACGGACUCCAUCGACAAGCGUUUCUGCUUCGAUAUCGAAGUGAUGGAGAGAAAUGACAUCUGUCGUGGAACUCUUUUCAGACCGCUUCAGUUUUUCUGUAAAGUCCGGCAUGGCGUGAUGACACUGCAGGCACUGUCGGAGUCCAACAGAAGAUUGUGGCUGGAGGCCAUGGAUGGCAAGGAGCCGAUUUACAACCUGCCAGCCAUAUUAAGCAAAAAGGAGGAGACAUUUCUUAAUGAGGCGGGCUUUAACUUCGUAAGGAAAUGCAUUGACCUGGUGGAGAAUAGAGGCUUAACUACAAUGGGACUGUACAGAAUCGGAGGAGUCAACUCCAAAGUACAGAAGCUGAUGACCACGGUCUUUUCAUCCAAGGCACCUGUGGAUAUGGACCUGGAUCCGGAGACGUGGGACAACAAAACUAUCACCAGCGGCCUGAAGAAUUACCUCAGGUGUCUCUCUGAGCCUCUAAUGACAUUCAAGCUCCACAAAGACUUUGUCCUGGCUGUUAAGUCAGAUGACCAGAACUACAGGGUGUGUGCUGUCCAUGCAUUGGUUCAUAAGCUGCCCGAAAGGAACAAGGAAAUGCUGGAGCUACUAAUAAAACACCUUGUCACAGUUUCCACUCAAAGCCAGUCCAACCUGAUGACGGUGUCCAACCUGGGGGUCAUUUUUGGGCCCACCCUGAUGCGGUCACAAGAGGAAACCGUGGCCGCCAUGAUGAACAUCAAGUUUCAGAACAUUGUGAUGGAAAUACUUAUCGAGAACUUCAACAAGAUCUUCCACCAGCCUCCGGACCCCAAUGUGCCCCUGCCCCAACCCCAGAGCCGGCCUGGCUCUCGCAGGAGCAGGGCCAUUUGUCUGUCCACGGGGCCCAGAAAGCCCCGCAGCCUCUACACCCCAACACUGUGUCUGGCAGAUGCAGAAAGUCCCUGCAUAGGUGACACUCUCAGCAGCAGUGCGAGCAGCACUCCCAUGGGCAGCAUGGAGUCUUUGUCCUCCCACUCCUCUGAGCAGAACAGUUCCUCCAAAACAGCUUCCUGUUCUCAGGCCAAGGACAAGUCGCUGCCAGACCUCCGCCGCUCGCCGUCCCAGCUCUCAAACGGCCCCAGGAGCGCCGUGUGCGUCAGCAGCCCAGAAUCCAGCUCCAGGGAGGACGCCGGGCGUACAGACGGAGAGUCCGAGGACGCUCUCAGCCUGUCCUCAGUCAGCACCGUGCCCUGGCUGUCUCCCGCACCCAAAAAAGCCCCGCACUGCCGCAUCGACCUCAGGCCGGCCCUGCUGAACCGCUCAGCUGCUCCCUCUCUGAAAUCACUACAUAUAUCUGAAGGCCACAGGAGCUGCUCUGGAUCUGUCCAAAGUCUGUCCAAACUGGAUCCCAGUGAGAGUUUAAAGCUUGCCAAGCAGCCAGACCUUCCACCCAAACAAGUGCUGCGCUGCAGGAUGGACGCCUCCGUCGGCAACGGCUACCAAAGACCUGGCUCAGUGGUCGCUGCCAGAGCACUGCUUUUUGAAAAUGCCUCUUCCCCACAGUCUGUUCCAGUCGGAAGAGACGCCAAAGCGAUGUAUUCCUGCGAGGCAGAGCACAGCCACGAGCUCAGCUUCCCUCAGGGGGCACACUUCUCAAACGUUUACCCGUCUGUUGAACCAGGCUGGCUCCAAGCAACAUAUGAGGGGAAAAAAGGUUUAAUCCCUGAGAAUUAUGUCGUCUUCCUCUAACAAGAUUUUAAACAUUGCAUCUUUUUCAUGGCAUCCAUGAAAAAAAAAAAAAUAAUAAUAAUACACAAUGUGGCUGAUUGUUGUAAUGUUCGUAUUUUUGCUGGUAACUGAAAUUUGUCUUAGCAGAUGCUUUAACAGUGCUAGACAUUCAAAGUCCAAAAAUGUACCUCCUUUUCUGUAACGGCUUUGUUGUGAAAUGGGGAAUCUGCAGAGAUUCAGAAGUUAAGAAGCACUAUGUAAUACAAUAUUUUAUUGUUAGAUGUAAAUAUAUUACCCAUCGACUGCACUGAUGUUUUAGUCCCAGUAUUGGCCUUCAGAAUCACAAAACAAUCACAUCCAAUUUCACAAGUUUUAAUCUCAGAAAUAUAUUAUCUUUUAACUUAAACCAUUAUAUCAACACCCCACUUUCCGUUCGUCAAGUUGUUAAUGGAAAUCUGUAGAGCUGCAAAGAUUAAUCAAUUGAUCGAUUAUUUGUCAACUAUUAAAUUAAUCGCCAACUAUUUUGAUAAUUGAUCGAUCGGAUUGAGCAAUUUUUAAAGUACAAAUUCUCUGAUUUCCGCUUGUUAAAUGUGAAGAUUUUUUUUUAGUUUCUUCACUCCUCUGUGACAGUAAAUAUCUUUGAGCUGUGGACAAAACGAGACAUUUGAGGACGUCAUCUUGGGCUUUGGGAAACACUGAUCCACAUUUUUCACCAUUUUCUGACAUUUUAUAGAACAAGCAACUAAUCCAUUCAUCUAGAAACUAAUCCACACAUUAAACGACUGAAAAUAAUCGGUAGUUGCAGCUCUAGAAAUCUGUAGUUUCAAAGACAUUUUCUAUUAGCUGUAAUUGAACAAACUGUGAUUUAAAAUAACGAUACUAAUCUAAUCCAUGAGAAUCUAGUAGAAAAAGCAUAAUGGGUUUGCACCUUAACUUUCCUGUUUAUGGCCUGUGAUCAUUGUUCCGCCCCUGAACCUGCUCACUGUUGCACUUCACUUUCUGGUGAGCUACACGCUACUGUACUCCACAUUCAUGCUCGUGCUAGGGAUGGCCCCAUCAGCUUUCUUGACCCCCGAUCCCGAAAUAUUGAAUAUCUGCCAAAUACCGCGUCCCGAUCUGAUACUUGUAUUUUCCUAGAUAAAAGAGCUGCACACUGUUUUUUUGUUUACAAAAAUAAAUAACUAAGUAAACGUAACUAAAAGAUGUCUUCAGCUAUUAUACAUUUAACUUAGUGCAGCCAGCAGUUUUGUAAAACUCAUUAAUACAAUCAACUUCUACUUAGAAUGGUGUAGAAUUUACUGACGUAAAUGUCCGGAGUAAGGUGAUCCUCGAUCAGUU
Sander lucioperca (pikeperch) is the source of this 4295-nucleotide messenger RNA. RefSeq names its product rho GTPase-activating protein 42 (gene arhgap42b). Lineage: Eukaryota; Metazoa; Chordata; Actinopteri; Perciformes; Percidae. The transcript is spliced from 25 exons. Gene Ontology annotation, biological process: signal transduction. The record is from RefSeq and is a predicted model, not a curated record. Gene Ontology annotation, cellular component: cytoplasm. Gene Ontology annotation, molecular function: GTPase activator activity; protein binding. Bases 270 to 2978 code for a protein of 902 amino acids.